AUGAUUGCUAUCCAGCCUCCAGGAUCUUGGGCUGCUUGCAGAACUGUUAGACAGGUAUCGGAGCUUUCUAAGGCUGAGCGGAAAGCACUCAAGGAAGCAUCUGGAUCCACAGAAGCUUUGGCAAAAUCAGGAUACGAAGGCGAAGACCAUGCUAUACCAAGAGGUAGACUUUAUGUGCAUGCAGAAUUCCCACUGCUGUCGCGAUACAAAGGCGAAUGGCCCGUGGAGUAUAUCUUACACAAUUCUCUGAUUCAAUCGUGUUCUGUUCUGAGAACACAAGCGCGAACCUUGGGAAAGCUCAGCAAGCAAGCAAGGGAAGUCUCAACAAGGCGAAAAUCGAUUUGGCAGCUGGCUCAUGUGCUGAAUGAGAAGGAGCCGUCUGUUAGCAACGGUCCCGAGUCUAAGGACGAGAUUGCUCCACCGCAUGACCAGGCACUGUUGAUCUGCGCAGAGCACACUUCUGAAAUAUCGGACAGCCAUCCGAUGGCAUCAGGGAUGACGGAAGACCAAACCCCACGAUGUGAAGGCAGCGUGGGCUUCUCCAAUGGUGAGCCUCGCACCAUUGGCCAUAGCAGGCCCACAAAAGAGAACUCAAUAGAUGUCGACAGAAAUGACACUACUAUGCAAGCUCUUGGAGGCGAAGACAAAUUGAUGCAUCCGCUGGAAGAGAAGCUUGAUGUGGAAGAGGAUGUCAAAAUGGAGGACACUUCUAGAUCGCAGCCAUCUAUUAAUAACAGCAGUGUGUCUCGUACAGCUGACUCUGCUAAUCCAAAUCCCACUGGACCUCCCGUGCACGGAACUGACCAGCCUUUCGUCCAAAACUUCCUUUACGACAUCUUCCCGCCUCUGUCCACACCUGAAAUCGUGUGUCAGUUCGUCCACACUGGCAUUGUGGAACAUGAGGACCUGAUCGUGUGCUCACAGCUUUCAGAGGAGGAGAUAAUGGAGAUGCUCCGCAUCGAAGUGGGGCUGAAUGCCCUUUGCUUGAGGAUUGUGGCGUUAGCGUUGAAAGGUGUGAGAUGA
This is a messenger RNA of Phanerochaete carnosa HHB-10118-sp, 1023 nucleotides long. RefSeq lists its product as uncharacterized. The transcript is spliced from 6 exons. Lineage: Eukaryota; Fungi; Basidiomycota; Agaricomycetes; Polyporales; Phanerochaetaceae. The record is from RefSeq and is a predicted model, not a curated record. The coding region runs from base 1 to 1023 and encodes 340 amino acids.